Molecule: messenger RNA, 1005 nt
Organism: Arachis duranensis
Lineage: Eukaryota; Viridiplantae; Streptophyta; Magnoliopsida; Fabales; Fabaceae
Product: peptidyl-prolyl cis-trans isomerase CYP18-1
Exons: 5
Coding region: 147-629 (160 amino acids)
Biological process (GO): protein folding; protein peptidyl-prolyl isomerization
Cellular component (GO): catalytic step 2 spliceosome
Molecular function (GO): peptidyl-prolyl cis-trans isomerase activity
Source: RefSeq, a predicted model, not a curated record
CGAAUAUUAGUUCCAGAAGAAUCUAGCGACUGGCUAUCGGAGUAGCACCAGCGCUUGAUAGUUCAUAGCGCAUUGAAAGUUGAAAACUUCCCAAUCACAGGUCUCGUUUUGCCGUGAUUUUCAUCUUCUCAAACAUUUCACACAAAAUGUCGGUGACUCUGCACACAAAUCUAGGAGACAUCAAGUGCGAAAUCUUCUGUGAUGAGGUCCCAAAAACUUCUGAGAACUUUUUAGCAUUGUGUGGGAGUGGUUAUUAUGAUGGGACUAUAUUUCACCGCAACAUCAAAGGUUUCAUGAUUCAAGGGGGAGACCCAACCGGUACCGGGAAAGGGGGUACCAGCAUAUGGGGAAAGAAAUUCAAUGACGAGAUUAGGGAAUCUCUUAAGCACAAUGCAAGAGGAAUAUUGUCAAUGGCUAACAGUGGUCCAAACACUAAUGGAAGCCAGUUCUUCAUAACAUAUGCAAAGCAGCCACAUUUAAAUGGACUUUAUACAGUAUUUGGCAGAGUAAUCCAUGGAUUUGAAGUUCUUGAUCUCAUGGAGAAGACUCAAACAGGAGCAGGGGACCGUCCACUUGCCGAGAUUAGGCUCAAUCGAGUCACGAUACAUGCUAAUCCGCUUGCUGGUUAAGUGGUUAAACUUGUCUCAGCAGUUCUCAUUACAAGAAGAGGGAGGGUAAAGGGAAUUAUUAAAUACUCAAUUUUAACCAAUUUCUUGACCUCUGAUUAAGAGAAAUACAGAAGUAAAUUGUGCAUUGAGUUAAUUAACAUGUUUGUGAGAUAUGAACAAAGGCAUGUCGAUAGAUACAUUUUUCAAGGAUUAGUGUAAAAAUGGUCAUGUUUCUGUAAUGUUUAGGACCAAGAUUCUUUUGUAUUGUGUGUCUUUCUCUUAUUUUCUUCUUUUAUAUGGAAUGUCCAUGGCUUUUAAGUGUUACAAUCUCAUCUUGUUUGCAUCACCAAGCAAACUUGUACAAAGAUUAAUGAAAGAGGCCAUAGAGAUUUGUAUA